GCUUCACACUCUUAUAAAAGGCAUAUAUUUAAUUAAUAUAGAAGAAAUAUUUCAACCAAUGAGAAAACGUUUCGUAUUUAAUUGUCAACUAAGCUCCUCCUACCACUCUAAUCAGCUGAAUCUGACUUUGACAAGUGUUUGUUUUUAGCAUGUUAUUAAUUUUGAAUGGAUAAUUUCUGUAAUUUCUCAUUAGCGUUGCAGAUAACGUUCGUCAGUUGAUUUCAUAAUCGACAAUUUUGCGAUAAAUUCCUGUUAAAACGUAUCGAUAUGUCUCUAGAAAGUAAAUAUAACCUUAAAAGUCCUGGUGUGAAACGAUUGAUGCGAGAAGCAAUAGAAUUAGCGAAUCCUACAGAAGAGUAUUACGCUUGUCCACUAGAAGAUAAUCUGUUUGAAUGGCAUUUUACUGUUCGGGGGCCCCCUGGUACCGAUUUUGAAAAUGGUUACUAUCACGGAAGAAUAUUACUACCUUCUCAAUAUCCUAUGCAACCCCCGAACAUAAUUUUACUCACACCAAAUGGAAGAUUUGAAGUAAAUAAAAAAAUAUGUCUUUCAAUAUCUGGUCAUCAUCCAGAAAGUUGGCAACCUUCCUGGUCAAUACGUACUGCACUUUUGGCCCUUAUAGCUUUUAUGCCCACAACAGCAGCUGGUACAAUUGGAUCCUUAGAUUAUACACCAGAGGAGAGGCAGCUUUUAGCAAGGAAGUCAAAAAAUUGGGAAUGUUCAAUAUGUGGUAAAAUAUCAGAAAAACUGAAUUCCACUGAAGGUGCAGCCAGUCCAAAGCUGACACAAGAAGAAUCUUCCUUGAUUAAACAGAUAGCUCUUAAGGCAGAGGAAGAUGCAAAUAAAAAGGAACCAUCAGCAAAAGUUGAAGGAAAUGAGCAGUCCAGUGAAUCUGGUGAACUUAGGCAAAGGACAGCUGCAACUGUUUCAGAAGGGGGGCCAGCAGAAAUGAUUUCUAAUAUAGGUGAUCCAAUUUUAGAAGCUUCAAACAAGGAUAAACUCUGGACAGCCAUAAUGUUGUUAAUCAUUGCUCUAAUUUCACUCCUAUUAGUAAGACGAUUAUUUUUCCUGUGAAAUUUCCAUAAGUAUAGAUUAAUAAAUGCAUUUUAUACCUAUAGGAACUUUUUUACCAAAAUAAGGACAGUAGGAUAUUUAAAAAUUGUAGAUUAGGGA
Molecule: messenger RNA, 1173 nt
Organism: Psylliodes chrysocephalus
Lineage: Eukaryota; Metazoa; Arthropoda; Insecta; Coleoptera; Chrysomelidae
Source: the annotation of a GenBank genome assembly